AUGGGCGUGGGCUUUCCGACUCCCAACAACUGCGCAGGACGUCCUCCGAAGAGGCAAAGACAAGAGGUCGACGAGGCAGCGGCCCGAGAGCAGCAGGACGUCGAGUCGUCUAUAACGGCCACGUCGCCUACGCUCGACGACCAGGACAGCGACGAGACGUCAUCCCUCAUGUCCAAAUCAUCCUCCCUACCGGGAGACGUGUUGGUAUCGAACAGUGUUGAUCUGGAUCGUUCUCAUCGUAUAGAUAUUCGUGGUUGGAACCUAUUGCGGAAUGUCGACUUCUGGCAGCAGUUCCUCAUUAUGGGCAUUCUCGCCGGCAUUGGCCUUAUGACAAUCAACAACAUUGGGCACGAUGUCAAUGCUCUUUGGAAGAAGUACGAUGACACUGUUAGCGAGGAAUUCCUGAUUUACCGCCAGCAAAUCCAUGUCUCUAUCUUAUCUAUCUGCAGUUUUGCAGGCAGAUUAUCAAGCGGCGUAGGGUCCGACUUUCUAGUCAAGGUACUACACGCAAGCCGUGUAUGGUGCCUCAUCAUCGCCAGCCUCAUCUUCUGCGUAGCGCAAAUAUGCGCGCUGAACGUCACCAACCCACACCUGCUCGGCUUCGUCUCCGGGCUCUCUGGGCUGGGCUACGGCUUUCUCUUUGGAGUCUUUCCGUCCAUCGUCGCCGAGACCUUCGGCAUCCACGGCCUCAGCCAGAACUGGGGCCUCAUGACGCUCUCGCCCGUCGUCUCCGGCAACAUCUUCAACGUCUUCUACGGCCUCGUCUUCGACCGCCACAGUGUCGUCGGGCCAGGCGGCGAGCGCUCGUGCCUGGAUGGCCUGGACUGCUACCGGUCCGCUUACUUCGUCACCCUCGGGGCGUGCGGGCUCGGCCUGCUCGUAACCCUAUGGACGAUCCGCCAUCAGCAUUUAGUGCGGAUGCGAGAGGCCAAGAUCCUCGUCCCGGAGUAG
Phaeoacremonium minimum UCRPA7 is the source of this 951-nucleotide messenger RNA. RefSeq names its product putative major facilitator superfamily transporter protein. Gene Ontology annotation, cellular component: membrane. Bases 1 to 951 code for a protein of 316 amino acids. The record is from RefSeq and is a predicted model, not a curated record. NCBI's taxonomy places the organism in Eukaryota, Fungi, Ascomycota, Sordariomycetes, Togniniales, Togniniaceae. The transcript is spliced from 4 exons.